Trichobilharzia szidati is the source of this 1295-nucleotide messenger RNA. NCBI's taxonomy places the organism in Eukaryota, Metazoa, Platyhelminthes, Trematoda, Strigeidida, Schistosomatidae. The record is from the annotation of a GenBank genome assembly.
CUUUUGAAAUAAACACGAUGAAUUUUGUGAUCAGACUUAUUAUCUAAAGAUGUUGCAAAGAAAAUAUAUCUUCGAGAAACAUCUCAAAACGUCUACACACUGUAUAAUGAGCAGCAUAUAUUUACUUUGAUUAAAGGCUAAAUCUUGGGUGUUUUGUUCAUCUGACCCAGAGUCACGGUCACCUCAAGGGUCAAAUUUAUGAGUAUUUUAAUUUUGACAUUUUGGUGGUAAUGAUUGUUGUAGUGUGUUUCUCGUCCUCUGUUCAAGUAUUAGACUUACCUGGCAAUAUUUUACAUCACUUAAUAAGCGUCUAUUCUUUUGAUGUGUUUGAUCCACCCAGACAAGUUUUUGUUGACUCACAACUUACAACUUUCCGAUUUGUUUAUUCUUCGAAGUUGAAAAAGAUAAUUCUCAUAAGUCUAUCAGAAUUUAAGUAUCUUUAUGAGUGCUGUCCAGAUCGAAAAUUCUCAAAAUGUCUGUCUUCCUAUUUAAAACACUGUAAAAGUUCACCUGUUCUUUUCGUGGCAUCUCAUUUUCAGCCAUCAAUAUCCAAUGGUCCAAUGUGGAAGGUUGUAUGUAGUCGAUUGGUGAAAGCCAUUGUGGUCGAGGAGUCUAUGUCAUGGCUGUCAACACUUGGAGGGGGAUAUUCGUCGCUUGGUGACCAGAAUGAUUAUGCGGCGAGCUUAGCCGGAACUGUGUCUAUAUUUCAAAUGAGUCUCGCGCUGGAAAUGAACUCUCCCACUCUCUUCGCUAAGUCUCAGCUCUGGUUUGCCCAAAGUUUAAUGCAAAGAGGCUUCCUCAAACAGUCUGCCAGGAUAUUGAGGCGAAUAUAUACAUUAUGGAAACCUCUCAUGAAACCUGACCUCCCAUCUGAUAUGCGUAUAGACCAUAUGGCAGUCGGUCUUUGGGCUCGUUUGCGUCAUUUGUGGCAACAAAAACACCAGCCAAUGAAGAAGAGGAAAAAUGUUUCUAAACAUCACAUCCCAUUGCCAGUGAACAGUAGUUUAAUUUCACUUUAUCCACAUGUUAAUAUGUUGGUUAGUAGAAUUUAAACAUGAAUCUGUAUGCUAGAUAAUCUGUGAUAAAAUAUUUUCUGAUAUUUGCUAUUGUAUCUCCCCAAAUCCUGCAAAAUAGUAUUCACAGUGUUUGAUCUUCUGUGUUCUUUUUUUAUUAGAUUUUUUGAGAAAACAAUGCUUUCACUGACCUUACUGCGGCCGUCUGUAGUAUUGUAGUCGGCUUCUGUUCCCGGUAUAGUACAUAGGCACCACUGAAGUUAGUUUUGACUCCUGUCCCCA